Messenger RNA from Spinacia oleracea (spinach), 1440 nucleotides. Its product is annotated as glucan endo-1,3-beta-glucosidase. Gene Ontology annotation, molecular function: hydrolase activity, hydrolyzing O-glycosyl compounds. Bases 93 to 1316 code for a protein of 407 amino acids. The transcript has 2 exons. Gene Ontology annotation, biological process: carbohydrate metabolic process. The record is from RefSeq and is a predicted model, not a curated record. NCBI's taxonomy places the organism in Eukaryota, Viridiplantae, Streptophyta, Magnoliopsida, Caryophyllales, Amaranthaceae.
UACAAGCAUCAAAAAGUAAAUAGUACUACGUUGUAGUAUUUGAUUUCCUAGCUUCUGACCAAUUUUACUCCAUCAAUUUCUUUUCUUGAACUAUGUCUAUGGCCACCCAUAGGAAACCUCCCAUGGCGGUCGCCACCUCGCCGCUCUUCGUCGCAUUUUUAUUGCUUGGCCUACACUCCACAGAGGCACAAAUUGGAGUAUGUUAUGGAAGAUUGGGAGACAACUUACCAUGCGCAGAAGAUGUGGUUAACCUCUACAAAUACUACAACAUAGGGGCAAUGAGACUCUACGAACCCGAUUUGCCGACACUCGAAGCCCUACAAGGAACCAACAUCCAACUCAUGUUAGGGGUCCGAAACCAAGACAUUCAAUGUAUCGGGUCGGACCAAUCGAACGCCGACGAUUGGGUCGGGACCAACGUCCUCCCAUACGCUACAACGAUCAAGUACAUAGCCGUCGGAAACGAGAUCAAACCGAACGAUAAGGAAGCCUCGUGGGUCGAACCAGCGAUGCAAAAUAUUUUGUGUGCACUAAAUGCGAACGAGUUAGGAACCCAAAUUAAGGUUUCCACGGCGAUUGAUACGGGCUUAAUACAAAAAUCGUAUCCACCGUCCUUGGCCGAAUUUAGUAACUUGACGUACAUUACACCGAUAAUCGAGUUUCUAACGACUAAUGAUUCACCAUUGUUGGUAAACAUUGAACCCUACAUUGCUUAUGUGAGUGAUCGUCGUUAUAUUAAACUUGAUUAUGCACUAUUCAAAAACCAUAGUAUUACUUUUAAUGAUACUUAUAAUGGGGUUAACCGAGGUUACAAGAAUUUAUUCGACGCGACAUAUGAUGCGGUGUAUAUAGCGUUACAAAAAGUCGUUACACCCCGUAACGAAAAGGACACGGAUUCAUUAUUGUAUGAUGUCAAACAGAAGAAGAACAACAUCAAGCCGCCCCGCCCGCCCGUGAACUCCGAGAGCGGGUGGCCGUCAAAGGGUGGAUUACAUCACCCCACAAUGAUGAAAAAUAAUGGUGGGAGAAUAAUGUCCGGCGGCGGCCAACAACUCCGCUAUCAGACGGCGGCGGCGGCGCCGCAAUCGGAGGAAAAACAUGAUGACGUGGCAACAGUUGAAAAUGCAAAGGCGUACUACACGAAUUUGAUCAAGCAUGUGAAGGAAGGGACACCAUUGACAAAAGGUCAAGAGAUUGAGUCAUACUUAUUUGCAAUGUUUGAUGAGGAUAAGAAAGCCGGGGAUGAUGAUUCGGAGCGGUUUUACGGGCUUUUUAUGCCCGAUCAACAACCUAAGUACGGCCAUCUCGCCUUUUAAUUUCUUGAAAGUAUAUUUUUUUUUUUCGCGAAUGAGCCACAAGGACAAAUGUAUAUGUAUUAUUUUUUUUAAAGCAUAUUUUAUUGCCAAUAUAAAUAACUAAUAAGGCUUAUCUUAAUGGUUA